Molecule: messenger RNA, 1266 nt
Organism: Rhodotorula graminis WP1
Lineage: Eukaryota; Fungi; Basidiomycota; Microbotryomycetes; Sporidiobolales; Sporidiobolaceae
Exons: 9
Coding region: 1-1266 (421 amino acids)
Cellular component (GO): mitochondrial small ribosomal subunit
Molecular function (GO): structural constituent of ribosome
Source: RefSeq, a predicted model, not a curated record
AUGUCGACCCGCUCGAGCUGCGCGACCAAGAUGCUCAAGGCGGUCCCGAGCGCACGCUCGUUCGCCUCUACGAGCCAGGCCUGCCUCCCACCCAAGCUGUCGAGCAAGGCGUCGCUCUAUGCCAAGAACAAGAAGAACAACUCUGCAGACGAGGACGGCGCAGGGUCCGGCGCAGGUGUCGGCAACGUCCUGUCCGAGGUCACUCUGCCCCGACCAGACCUCAGCGGCCUCAAGGCGAUGCACCCGGAGGACCUGGCCAAGGACACGGUUGGGCAGGUGCGCGCGUUCCCGGGACCUGCGCUCGAGGCCUUCAAGGCGUUGAGCAUGCCGACCUCGAUCAAGCGCGAGCACGCCUUCACGUCCAAGCCGGCGACGGUCGUGCGGGACGCGACGCUUAAGAUGGCGCGGACGCUGGACGAGGGCAAGAAGGUGGCGAGUCGGGAAGCGCGGUACUUCCUCACUGGCGACAAGGGCACGGGCAAGAGCUCGCUCCUCCUGCAGGCCGUGUCGUACGCCCAGUCGACCGACUGGAUCGUCCUGUACCUCCCCUCUGCCCUCCCGCUCGUCAACUCGUCCACGCCCCACACCUACUCGCAGCAGCGCGCCCUCUUUGAGCAGCCUGCGCUCGCAUCCGCCCUCCUGUCCAAGUUCGCGGCCGCCAACAAGGCCGCGUUCAAGCAGCUCCAGACGACCAAGGAGCACGCGUUCGGCGACAGCAAGAAGGUCGCGCAGGGCAAGACGCUCGAGGACUUGGCCAAGGCGGCAGGAGGCGACGACAAGCUUACGACGGCCGUCUUCGAGGCCGUCAUGGAGGAGCUCGCGGCGCAGAACCAGCGCCCGGUCCUCCUCGCGAUCGACGACGCGCAGCCCCUGUUUGCGACGAGCAAGUACGCCAACGGCACCAUCCUCCUGUCCGCCUCGUCCCUUGCCGUCUCUUCCUCCCCCGCCCUCGACGCCUUCCUCACCUCGACCGCCUCGACCCCGUCCUCCUCGUCCUCGUCGCGCGCACGCCCGCUCCCCUCGGCGUACGACACGGCGCGCGCCUCGUCGUUCGACACGUACUCGGCCGUCCUGAGCGGCCUCGAGCGCUUCGAGCUCCCGCCGCGGCUCAGCCGCAAGGAGGCCGUCGGCAUCGUCGAGCUGCUGCGGGGCUGGAGGGGCACUCGCGAGUUCGUCGACGACAAGUCGUUCCUCGAGAAGCUCGUCGCCGCCGAUGGCAACCCGCGCGAGUUUGCGCGCGUUAUGACCAAGACGGCGGCGUUGUAG